UUUCCCCCAGCAGGUAAACUCCACCAUGGCGGCGAGAGGCCAUGUGCAGGAUCCUAACGACAGGAGGCUCAGACCCAUUUACGAUUACCUUGAUAAUGGCAACAAUAAAAUGGCGAUACAGCAGGCGGAUAAACUGCUGAAGAAACACAAGGACCUGCACUGUGCCAAGGUCCUAAAGGCUAUUGGCCUUCAGAGGACUGGAAAGCAGGAUGAAGCUUUCUCUUUGGCGCAGGAAGUGGCCACUCUCGAGCCCACUGACGACAACUCACUACAAGCUCUGACUAUUCUCUACCGGGAGAUGCAUCGCCCGGAGUUGGUCACCAAGCUGUAUGAAGCUGCAGUGAAGAAGGUUCCUCUCAGCGAGGAGUAUCACUCUCACCUCUUUAUGGCGUACGCUCGCGUGGGCGAGUACAAGAAGAUGCAGCAGGCAGGAAUGGCCUUGUAUAAAAUUGUCCCCAAGAACCCGUAUUACUUCUGGUCUGUCAUGAGUCUGGUGAUGCAGGCCAUCUCAGCACAAGAUGAAAAACUGGCCCAAACCAUGUUUCUGCCUCUGGCAGAACGGAUGGUGGAGAAAAUGGUGAAGGAGGAGAAGAUAGAGGCAGAAGCAGAGGUGCAGCUGUAUUUUAUGAUCCUGGAGCGCCUGGGAAAGUGUGUGGAGGCUCUCGAGGUGAUCCGGGGCCCACUUGGGGAGAAGCUGACCAGUGAGCUGCAGAGCAGAGAAAACAAGUGUAUGAUGCUCUACCAGAGACUACAGCGCUGGCCAGAGUGUAACUCCCUCGCCCACAAGCUGCUACUCAAAAAUCCUGAUGACUGGCAGUUCUAUCCUUCCUACUUCGACUCUCUCUUCCACCUGAUUGAUCAGUCGUGGAGUCCUCCAGAAGAAGGAGAACACUGUUCGGAGGGUUUGGUACAUCACACUGUGGCUGAGGUGGUGAGGUUCGUGGAGGAGAGGAUUAAAGGAGAGGACGGCAAAGACUCUCGCUCGCUCAGAGGACCCUAUUUAGCUCGUCUUGAAUUAAUACACAGACUGAGGGAACGAGGCUGUCCUGAAGAAAGCCUGCUAGGUGAGCCUUUAGAGCUCAUGGUGCAGUUCUUUGGGAAGUUUGGAGACAAACCCUGCUGCAUCACCGACCUAAAAAUAUACCUCCACCUGCUCGCUCCUGAACAACACGUGCAGUUCAUUAACCGUCUGAGUGAAGCGGUCCCACUCGGGGAGCAGGGAGACGAGGGGUUUGCUUUUCCAGAGGACACCAAAGCGCUGCAGAGGCAUCUGUGUGUGUGUCAGCUGAGUCGAGCGCUCGGGCUGCAUCACGCUCUCGACACGGACGGGAAGCUCCGGCUCAUCACGGAGCUCAAAGCUCACUAUCGUCACGGACUCAAGUUUGGAAUGAACGCUCUGAAGACGGAGCUGCAGUUCUCCGAUAUGUAUUGUCUCAUGGCAGCUCAUGUAUUCAUCGACUUAUGGAAGGAGACGGGGGAUGAGAACAUGGUGUGGCAGAGUCUGGGGGUCCUUCAGGAAGGUCUGUCUCACAGUCCCUCCAACGCCCAGUUCAAGCUGCUGCUGCUGCUCGUCUUCUGUCACCUGGGAGCCUUCGAGCCUGUAGUGGACCUCUACUCCAGCCUGGACGCCAAGCAUGUACAGCACGACACCAUAGGGUUUCUGUUAACACGUUAUGCUGAGUCAUUGGGUCAGUUCGCUGCAGCCUCCCAGUCCUGUAAUUUCUCCCUCAGGUUUUUCCACUCUAACCAGAAAGAUACCUCAGAGUAUAUCAUCCAGGCUUAUAAAUAUGGAGCAUUUGAGAAAAUCCCAGAGUUCAUUGCUCUAAGGAACAGGUUGAACCAAUCGCUGCACUUCGCCCAGGUCCGCACGGAGAGGAUGCUGCUCGACCUGUUCCUCGAGGCUGAUAUUGUGUUGAGUCUGGAGGAGAGUGUGAAGGCCAUGUCUUUGUCUCCAGAGGAGGACGACAUCCCCUGGGACAAUAUGAGGGACAACAGAGACCUCACUGUUUUUACCAGCUGGGACCCAAAAGAGAGACAGCUUACUGACGAGCAUCAGCGUCGUUCUCUAGAGGAAGAGUCGGUCUGGCUGAGGUUACGCUCUCUAACGCUUCGCCUCCUCGCCUCUCUGGCCGCGCUGGGACACACGCCGUCGCAGCAGAACUCUGAGAUGGCCAACGAGAACGGCGUGGGAGACAAGACGUCGAUCCUCAGCAGCCUGCUCUCACAGCUCAACCAGACGCUGCAGACCGCCGCUCAGAUAGCAGAGAAACACAUACAGUAUCCAUUCCUGGGCCCCCCCUCCACCCGGCUGGCUGCAGCUCUGUCCAGCGGGAGCUGUCAGUGCCAGGCUGCAGCCCUCCAGCUGUCUGUGCAGCUCCAGGAGCUGGAGACUGUCGGACUGGAUGAGUCGUCUGAGCUUCAAACCCAGAUCUGUAACAGUUUCAAAUCAUUAGUAGUUCAGCUUCAAGAAAUUCUGAAUAAAUGCAAAGGGGAUUUAUUGGAAAUGAAAGAGGGCAAAUUAAAAACCAGACCCUCCUUAUUAGAAAACCUAAUCUUCUUUGUUGAGACGGUCUGCAUAGUCUUUUGGAUGGCUAGUCACUGUGCCAAGAUCCUCCGACCACUCAAGACCAGUCUACAGAAGAAAAAGAAAAAGAAAAAGGACGCAAACACAGCUCUGCCAGCGGUGGUGUGUGGGUUCCAGGAGCUGACGGGGAGCUUGCAGGACCUGCUUACCCAGGCUUUGGAGUUUAUAAAGGGGCAAGAAACUGGCAUCACGGCCUUUAAACUGGCCGGUUUAAGCUUGGAAGGAAACACACAGGAGGAAGAGUCGUUUACGAAGACUGCUAUGGACAAGGUGCAGAGCAGCUACCUGCGCUCACUACAGGAGGUGGGAGAUCUGCUCAAGAAGAGAGCGGAAACUAUAAAGAACCUCAAGAUCUGAACACCAUCACCACACACCCCAAAUAAAGAUGACUAUCCCCCCACCAGCUGACCUACGACUCCUCCCACCCACCCACCCGAGCACACAGUCGUCUCUGACCUCCUUCCUCUUCCUGCAUUUUUCUCAACUCAGCGUUCGUGAGCUCUCAGUCUGGAUUUUUCCUUUUUUCUUUAAAACAAACACACACACACACAUACAAACACAACUCUGGAACAUUUGCAACUCUUAUAGCACACGAGCUUGUAAGUAAACUCAUGAAUUUAUACAGCAGCUAUAUGUGAAAAUGAGGGGGAAAACUACCUUUAAAAAGAAACAUAGAGCAAAUUAGGAAAAAUGAAUAAGCAGUUUUAGAUAAACUAAUCUAAUAAAUUAUUGUACAUAGUAAAGAGCAACUACCACAACUCUCCUUGACUAAAUGAGAAUAUAAGACACAAUAAACCACUAUUCUGUUUGUCACUUAGGUUUCCUCUUUUUACUCCUCACUUUGUUUUCUGGUGAGAACAAAAAACACAGACACACACACUCACACACACACACUGGGACUGUUAACACUAAGGAGGAAAGCUAUUUCAAUGUGCUGCUUUUUCAGCUGUUUCUCUCCGUCAAGAGCAAGCAGGCACAAUUUUUGCAUUGAACUGAAGCGCUCUACGGACACCUGGCCCCCCGCGGACCGAAGUUCCCCCAUUCAAGAAUCCUUUCAUCACCGUCUUUUCUUCUUCUCCUCCUUUUUUUUUUUCUUGCUUUGUGUAUGUUGUGUGUCGCUUUAAAAGUGGAACCACCUCUGUAGUUGCAGUAUUAUAAAGAGCAGUGGUGGGAUGAGUUAAAGGACAUUUUUAAAAAGACUGAAUUGUCUGCCGCUAUCGUUUCUUUUUCUUUUUUUUUUAAAUUCUGUUUAGAAGUGGUGCUUGUAAACAUGUCGACUGUGGAAUCGGGUUGUUCCAGCACACGUAUACAAACCUAAAAAACAGGCGUGGAUCAAAUAACCUGAAGCCUAUGGAAGCCCAUUACUGCCAGUGAAAAAGAAAGUAGCGAAACUUUCUCAAGAUAAUUACUUCUAAGACAAUAAUGAGUAUCUAGAAUUAAUGACUUUGCAUCUCAAUUGAAUAAGUUACUGCAAGUAUCUAAAAAUAAUGAAAUACUUUCUUAAAAUUUAGCAUCUCAAUGAGUUUGUGUCUCAAAAUUAUGACCUAGUAUCUUGAUAUAAUGGCUUGGAAUUGCAAAGUAAUGUCAGUAUCUUAAAAUGAAGUGUUAAAAUCUAGUCAGACUGACAGAGUUGUAAUUUUCAUGCCCAGGAUGUCAUGUCAUGUGUGCACCCAUGGGUGUUUUUGCUCUUGAAAUGAGCUAGAAUCAGGUGCAUUGUUAUCUUGAGGCAGCAGAAAGUGAUUUACCCCAAAAUCCUGAACUAAAGUCAGUGGUGCAGUAUUUUCCUGUUGUCGUGCGCUCACUGUGUGAAUCUGAAUUGACUUUGUGGAUGUGUAGAAGAACCCAGAAAGUUAAUUUACAUUCAGUCCUGAACAAAAACUGACGGCGUGUCUGGAGAUUUAAAAUAAUCAGUGAGUCAUAAAGGUUUUUUGCUGCAGUUUCAUGAGCUAGAGUCCGACCCGAACCUGCUCUAAAAAGAAGAAAUAAACCGCCCCAGUCUGGCCCCAACUGACUUCUGUCGGACCAAGUGAACACCCAGCCAAGGACCACAUCCUUUUCCAUCCAUCCUUUUUAGCGCACCAGGCUGCAACAGAGAUCUGUAAUCUCCAGUUAGAUCUUUUAGAGACUAGUCGGCUGUACCUGUGCAAUCAUGUGGUUCCUGUCAAAAUCACUCCUGAGCUGAGCUUUCACUUCAUGCAAGAGCAGAUCUGUUUCCUCAGCAGAAAACCACUCGCUUCUUCAGAUUAUAGAAAAAGCAACUCCUGGCUUUAUAAGAGAAUGGGAGAUUACACUCCCAAAUUCAAUUUGUGCUUUACUUUGUGCCAAAAUUCAGGCUGUUAAACUAGCAAAAGUGAGCUGGACGCCCUAAAUGCAGUUGUGAUUUACACCAUGCACGACAGAUCAUAGAAAAGGUGUCCAACAAUUUAAUAUUUUGAAAUAAUUAACAGAAUUUUCUCGUUAUUUUUGACAUAACUAGGUCAUUUCCAGCUAAGUAAGUCAUUAGUUUGCAAAUGUUUGCCAGGACAAUGACUUGCAGGAUUUUUUUUCAUCAAACGGGCAGAAAUGGUCUUCCAUAGAAACCUUUAAGACUGGAUUGAUUAUAAUUAUUUAAGACCAUGUGUGAUUAUCUUAUCAACAGAAAUGUUCACCAUGAACAAUUUGUUUUCUACUUGAAUCAUCAACCAUGUAUCACUGCAGGCUCAAAGUGAGGUAAAAUUCAUCCGUAUGCACAGGGGAAAAUACUGAUAACCUUUUUCAUGGGUAAAUAAGUACUGUAUGUAGUGACAACAUUACAAAUACAAGUGCAGAGAUUAAUAUAAAUUGCUAGAAUGCAUGUUUUUGGCUUACAGUGUUCUAGUUUAAUCCAGAGCAGAACAGCAACAGAAUAUUUGUCCACUUUGACAGAUCAGAGGCUAUUUUCUCUGUAGAAUAAUCUAUUCUGGGUUUUCCCUUCGGUCAGCUCAAACCCACAAGAGUUUGUUUCAUAGACAAACAUUGGACCUAAUUGUAAAUAAAAAGUUGAGGCAGCCUUUUCAGAGUAAAGUGUGGAAAGAUAUUAGUGUGUUUUUUUUUAAUCAGCUGCAGUAGAUACCAUGAGACUUGUCCUGUGAGACUUUUUGUCAUUCCCACCACUUCUUCUUCCUCCGGCGAACCAAAACAAUUUCAUCAGCUUCAGCAUCUUUUCAGAAAAAAAACCCCCAAGCAUCUUUUAUUAUUCUACAUAACCAAUGAGAGAGAAAGGCAGGCAUAGUUUACAAAUAAGCACUGAUGGACGACUGCAGGAAGUUUUACUAUUAUAUUAAGAAUUUGGCCGAGCAAAUGUGAAAGAGUAAAUGCUGAAUCCUCCCCAUCCUGUUAGUCUUGUAUACACAUCUGCUAAUAAAUGCCUUUUUUCCCUUCUUUUCUUUUUUUAAUGAAACAAUCGAGGCCCAUGUGUCUGAAUGGAUCCGUGGCUGCAGAGAAGAUGUUUGUGAUCUGACCACAUGUUGUUUGUUGAGGUUCAGAAUAAUGGUUGACAAUCUGGAGUGUCAUCUCACCACCCUCUUUUGUUAGAAAAUGGAAAACAGAAACACUGGAAUGUCAAAGCUUUUUUAAAUAAAAAAAGUAAAUGUGAGAAUUUG
Messenger RNA from Centropristis striata (black sea bass), 6204 nucleotides. It is a transcript of the gene naa25, whose product is annotated as N-alpha-acetyltransferase 25, NatB auxiliary subunit. NCBI's taxonomy places the organism in Eukaryota, Metazoa, Chordata, Actinopteri, Perciformes, Serranidae. Bases 26 to 2941 code for a protein of 971 amino acids. Gene Ontology annotation, molecular function: protein-N-terminal amino-acid acetyltransferase activity; protein binding. The record is from RefSeq and is a predicted model, not a curated record. The transcript has 24 exons. Gene Ontology annotation, cellular component: NatB complex; cytoplasm. Gene Ontology annotation, biological process: N-terminal peptidyl-methionine acetylation.